GAAGAAAAAAAGUCGCAACGACAAAAAACCCCAAAAUCGCUAAAUUUUUUACCUCUACCAAAAUCCCAAUCCCACUACCUAAUCAAGCAUUUGAUUAUUGUAUCCCAACAAAUAAUAGUAUCAAUACCACCACUAACAAAGUGUCUAAUCAAACUACCUCCAAUUCAUUCAAUCAAUCAACCAAUUUACUAACCAUGAGCUCCUCAAUUCAUACCAUUUCACCACUCUUCCUUACUCCAUCUUCUGCCUUCUCUAACUUCUUCUCUCCAUCAAGAGGUAACACUCCAACUUCUUCAUUCUGUAGAAUUGAUGAAGGUGGCACUUUUGAACGAAAUUUCAAUGACGUUUUCGAUCAUUUACUUGAAAGUACUACUCAAAUUGCUCAAUCAUACCAUCACCACCAUCAUCAGCACCAUCAACAACAACAACAUGAUCAAUUAUUAGAUAUGGUUCAUUUAUUUAGCCCUUCGAAUACUGAAUUAAUUUCUUUUGACUUUUCAUCAUCCUCUUGCAGUUCUUCCAAUAAUACAAGUCCUCUUUCAGAUGAAUCACCAACUUUAUCAAAGAGAUCAAAUUUAUCUUUAACACUUCAAGUUCCUGAUGUUACAAAUUCACUUCCUAAAGCUAAAAAACUUGUUACAAACACAUUAAGUACAACACAAGUUAAAACUGAAAAGAAGAGAAAGUCAGCUCCAAAACGUAAAAAGGAAGAAGAAGAAUCUAUUUGUGAUGAUGAAGAAGAAGAUGAUAAUUGUUCUGAUUUACUAAAUCAAGGUGAUAGAAGUUGGAAAGUUGUUCAAACAAGUGAAAAGUUUGCUGGUAAACUUUCAAUUUCAAUUACAAGUAAAACUAGAUGUGAAGAACCUUGUGAACAAGUUCCAACUAAACUAUAUUCUAGUUUGAAAUAUGAAAUCAGACAACAAGCAAUGUUGAAUAAGAAUACUGUUAAAGAAGAUUUACCAUUCUUGCUGGGUAGAAUUAGUAUGGUCGAUUCUCAAACCUUUGAAGAAAUUCAACAAGAUAACAAAUCAAAUCCUGUUUUGAAAGGUGUAGUUGAAUCUGCUUUAACUAAAAAACCUGAAAGUAAGAAUUCAAAGAAUAAGGAAACUUCUACUUGCGAAGAAUAUAAUGGUGUUUUGAAAGUGCAAUCUAGUACUGUUUCAUAUCACCAUAAAAAGAUUAACUUUUGUUGGCAGAUUAAUUAUUAUGUCCCAUCUGAUUUGGAGAAUCCAAUCAUGACAUUAAGAUCAGCCGCUUUUAAAGUUUAUGCAAGAAAACCAUCACAAAAUAAGAAGAAGAAACGUACAACAACAACCUCCUCAUCACAAGAACCUCCACAACCAAUACCCGCAGUUCCACCUUCAAAUAAUCUUGUCUUGAACAGUUUUGAAGAAUUUGAGAAUUGCGUUGAAGAACUUGUUGGAUUUAGCAUGAAAUUAACUGAGAGUGAUAGAAAGAGAUCUCUCGAUUUGCUUUCCACUAGACUUCUUCAAUUGGAUCCUGCUUACUUUAAGCAAUGUUUGGAUUCUUUACACAAGAAGUAAAUUCUUGUGAAUGAAAUUACAAACUCCAAACCAACAUUCCCCUAAGUUAAACUAAAUUCUCUGUCAUGCCAUAACAGACAGACCCCUCAGUGCUCAACGUAUGAUCACUGAACUCGCAAUUAAUUGCGAAAUAAAUUCUUGUGUGGUUAUAUUUGUACAAUU
Messenger RNA from Naegleria gruberi, 1706 nucleotides. RefSeq lists its product as uncharacterized. Lineage: Eukaryota; Heterolobosea; Eutetramitea; Acrasida; Naegleriidae. The record is from RefSeq and is a predicted model, not a curated record. The transcript has a single exon. Bases 195 to 1544 code for a protein of 449 amino acids.